AUGCAUAAAAUGUGGUGUUGGUUAAUAGUGUUUCAUCUGCUCGUCCUUUAUGAUUUUGUUCACUGUAUCACGUUAACCGAGGUGCGAGUUCCCAAGCACACGAUCAGAGGUCACGCCGUUAAGCUCGAGUGCCACUAUGAUAUGGAAGGUGAGGCCCUGUACUCGGUGAAGUGGUACAAGGAUGGACGUGAAUUUUAUCGCUACGUGCCAAGAGACGAUCCUCCGGGAAGUUUUUUCCCCCAACCAGGCAUAGCCGUAGAUAUAGCAAACUCAACAAGCGAACAAGUGAUCCUAGAUCCCUUAGAUUUGUCCUCCAGUGGGAAGUACCGGUGUGAAGUGUCCGCCGAAGCUCCUUCCUUUCAAACGGUCUCAGACCACGGGGAAAUGACAGUUGUAGUUCUGCCCGAUCAGGACCCUCACAUCACGGGCGGCAAACCGCGCUAUCAGAUUGGCGAUCCGGUCAAUGUUAAUUGCACUUCAGGUCGCUCGAAGCCGGCGGUACAUUUGACCUGGUACAUCAACGGAGAAACGGCCGAUCUGGGCCUGGUGAAGCGGUACGAGUCCCACAUCACCGGCAUCGACAGACUGGAAACCUCCAUCUUGGGGCUCGAGUUCCGUGUCAAACCGAAACAUUUCAAGCACGGCGAUAUGAAGCUGAAGUGCCUCGCUACCAUCUCGACCGUCUACUGGAAAAUCAACGAAGAGAGCGUCGAGGGCGAAAAACAGCAGAAGGCACCAACACUGGAGUCGAGGAGGGCCGUUCCAGCCGACUCGCGGGCAGACCGUGUUCAAGCCGCUUCGAACAACUGGGCACCGGUAAGCGGUGACCGCCUGUCGGUGUCGAAAUUAGCAAUUUAUGUUUUCAUUUUGUUGGCAAGUUAUCGUUACACUAGUUAAGCAUAAGCGUUAGGAAGGUAGGUAGGAAGUGCUGAGUGGCCGCGUGUGCGGUACAGCGGUCUCAAAACUGUUAACUUUCUUUCCGAUUCGUCCUUGUUUGUCAAUUAAUCGUACGGAAUCGUGAAUGGAUUAAGGGUGUUUGCUAAGGCUACUACGAUCGAAAGGACACUCUUAACAACAUAUCAGUAAAAUCAAUGUCAAGUAUAUUCAUCAUAUCAACGGCACAGCUGCAAACUUUUUCUUGUGCGCUAAGUUGUUCAACUAAUCUAAUAUGAAACAAGCGAAAGUAAGAUGAAACCAAAACAUACAGAUUUGUAUAGUGAUCAGCAGGACACAUGCGAAUUGUAAAUAUUUGUCAUAGUUUUAAUUCAAACUAACAAAUCUCCAACAUUGCACGGGAGACGGCACUCGUGAUCCCUCACUAUUGCGCGCAAUCAAGCAAUUGGGGAAGCACAUUGACCGACGAAGAGAGACAGAGAUGGACAAUUUUAGCAAACAUUCGUUUUAUCCAUUGCACGCGAGUAAGAGAUGAAUAAAGAAAGAAUAAAGUAUCAAAUUGUUUCAAAAAUAAUCCGCAUACC
Molecule: messenger RNA, 1478 nt
Organism: Anopheles nili
Lineage: Eukaryota; Metazoa; Arthropoda; Insecta; Diptera; Culicidae
Exons: 6
Coding region: 1-897 (298 amino acids)
Source: RefSeq, a predicted model, not a curated record